AUGCCUCACAAUACUCAGCACCCGAUCGAAGACCCGAGCUUCAAAAACAUUCGCUUUGGUAAGAUUGGCAGCCAUAACAUCAUCGCUGUCUCUUGGCCAGAAGAAGAGGCAGGUAUUACGAGGAGCAAGCUUAUCGCAUCCGAAAUCCUGCAGAAUUUCCGUAGCGUUCGACUUGUACUACUGGUCACCACUGGUAGCGGCCUACCCAAACCCGGAAAGCCCAGCCAAGUUCGAUUAGGAGAUGUCGUGGUGAGCUCGUCUAAGCACACGUUCGGAGGCAUAGUGCAAUUUAGCAUCGGUCUCGAGACUGGUCAGCCAGAGGCAAUAGGUUCGUCCUACAAACCAGCUACUCGUCUUUUGACCGCUCUCGCAGCGCUCAAGUCUCACCAUAUGCUUCACGAUAAUCGCAUGGCCCAAUAUGUCGCCAAAAUACAAGCAUCGGACGACGCCCAUUACACAUUUCCAGGUCGCGACGCGGACGAAAUGGAGGAGUUUGACAACCAUUGUGAAACAGCUUCGGUGAUUCAUUAUGACACGAUUGCUUCAGGAGACCAGCUGGUCAAUGAUAUUCGGGUUAGAGAUCAGAUAAGGGAUAAAUUUCGGGCAAAAUGUAUAGAGACGGAAUCAGCUGGAGCAGCCGCCGAAAGCAAUUGUCUGGUGAUUUGCGGAAUAUGCGAUUACGCUGACGGCAGCGCCAGCGCUACCAAAGCCCAGUGGGAAGUACCGUCGCCCCUGGCUGGGACAAGGCGGGAGGUUCUCGGCAUAGGCCUGAAUGUUUCGAGCAGGGUAAGGGACGGAGGUGGCGCUGGUGACGGGAAGCUCUGUCAACAUCAGCACGAAGGGAUCGCAGGGUUGAGCCAGCAAUGGAGAAGUUCUCGAACAUUCGACGACGAUCAAGCAAUCUCGGGACUUGUGUUGGUGGAUUCCUUCUUGCUGUCCCCAAAAUUAUGUCUUUUACUGACAUGCGAGAUAGCUGCUUUGAAGCUAUAUCCUUGA
This is a messenger RNA of Exophiala aquamarina CBS 119918, 996 nucleotides long. RefSeq lists its product as uncharacterized. The coding region runs from base 1 to 996 and encodes 331 amino acids. NCBI's taxonomy places the organism in Eukaryota, Fungi, Ascomycota, Eurotiomycetes, Chaetothyriales, Herpotrichiellaceae. Gene Ontology annotation, molecular function: catalytic activity. The transcript has a single exon. Gene Ontology annotation, biological process: nucleoside metabolic process. The record is from RefSeq and is a predicted model, not a curated record.